AUGAAGAAGCAAUUCAACCGCAUGCGCCAGCUCGCCAACCAGACCGUGGGCAGGGCUGAGAAGACAGAGGUCCUGAGUGAAGAUCUCCUGCAGGUGGAGAAGCGCCUGGAGCUGGUGAAGCAGGUCACCCACAGCACCCACAAGAAGCUGGCAGCAUGUCUGCAGGGCCAGCAGGGCCUGGACGCCGACAAGCGCUCGAAGAAGCUGCCCCUGACCACGCUGGCACAGUGCCUGAUGGAAGGAUCAGCUGUGCUGGGAGAGGACUCCCUGCUGGGGAAGAUGCUGAGGUUGUGUGGAGAGGCAGAGGACAAACUGGCUCAGGAGCUGAUCCACUUCGAGCUGCAGGUGGAGAGGGAUGUGAUCGAGCCCCUCUUUGUGCUGGCUGAGGUGGAGAUCCCAAAUAUCCAGAAGCAGAGGAAGCACUUGGCAAAGCUGGUGCUGGACAUGGACUCCUCCAGGACAAGGUGGCAGCAGUCUGCAAAGUCCUCGAGUCUGGCCAGCAACCUGCAGCCCUCAGGGGCCAAAGCUGACGCCCUCAGGGAGGAGAUGGAGGAGGCAGCCAACAGAGUGGAGAUCUGCAGGGACCAGCUCUCUGCUGACAUGUACAAUUUUGUGGCCAAAGAAGUAGACUAUGCAAACUAUUUCCAAACUCUGAUCGAGGUGCAGGCAGAGUACCAUCGGAAGUCCUUAGCCCUUCUGCAGAAUGUCCUGCCCCAGAUUAAAGCCCAGCAGGAGGCGUGGAUGGAGAAGCCCUCCUUUGGGAAGCCCUUGGAGGAGCACCUGGCCGUCAGCGGGCGGGAGAUCGCCUUCCCCGUGGAGGCCUGCGUGACCAUGCUGCUGGAGUGUGGCAUGCAGGAGGAGGGUCUGUUCCGCGUGGCUCCCUCGGCCUCCAAGCUGAAGAAGCUGAAGGCUGCCCUGGACUGCUGCGUGGUGGACGUGCAGGAGUACUCUGCUGACCCUCACGCCAUAGCAG
Molecule: messenger RNA, 973 nt
Organism: Indicator indicator
Lineage: Eukaryota; Metazoa; Chordata; Aves; Piciformes; Indicatoridae
Product: rho GTPase-activating protein 44
Exons: 11
Biological process (GO): signal transduction; neurotransmitter receptor transport, endosome to postsynaptic membrane; negative regulation of Rac protein signal transduction
Cellular component (GO): presynaptic active zone; cytoplasm; dendritic spine
Molecular function (GO): GTPase activator activity; protein binding
Source: RefSeq, a predicted model, not a curated record